AUGGAGUUGAAGCUGUACAACACGUACACGCAGCAGAAGGAAGUUUUCAGACCGAUCAAUCCCGGGAAAGUCGGAUUGUACGUCUGUGGAAUCACAGCUUACGAUUUCAGCCACAUCGGCCAUGCUCGCGCUGCCGUUCCCUUCGACGUUCUCUACAGAUUCUUGAUGUAUAUGGGUUAUGAAGUUACUUACGUCAGAAAUUUCACAGAUGUUGAUAACAAGAUAAUCGAACGUGCUAAGAAGAAUGGAGAGAAACCGUUAGAGUUGAGUAAUCGCUUUUGCCACGAGUAUUUGGCUGAUAUGGGUGCUCUUCAGUGCCUCCUUCCCACCGACCAGCCUCGUGUCAGCGACCAUAUGGAUCACAUUAUUAAUAUGAUUCAAAAGAUCAUUGAGAAUGGUUGCGGGUAUGCUGUGGAAGGGGGCGAUGUGUUCUUCUCUGUCGACAAAUCACAAAACUAUGGUAAGUUGUCUGGUCAGCUGCUGGAACAUACACGGGCUGGUGAGCGAGUUGCGGUUGAUUCGAGGAAGCGUAACCCUGCUGAUUUUGCCUUAUGGAAGGUUGGAGUGAUUCAAAGCUGUAAACCUGAUGAGCCGAGCUGGGAGAGCCCAUGGGGUCCAGGAAGACCGGGAUGGCACAUCGAGUGCAGUGCCAUGAGUGCUCACUAUCUAUCCCCGAGAUUUGACAUUCAUGGUGGUGGUGCUGAUUUGAUAUUCCCACACCAUGAAAAUGAGCUUGCUCAGACAUGUGCUGCAUGUGGUGAGCAUGGUGGUGUUAAUUACUGGCUGCAUAAUGGCCAUCUCACUAUCAAUAACGAGAAGAUGUCAAAAUCAAAGGGCGACUUCAAACCAAUCAGAGAAGUGACAGAACGUUACCAUCCAUUGGCUCUGAGGCACUUUUUGAUAAGUGUACACUACCGGUCUCCUCUGAGCUACUCAGCGUCAAAGCUAGACAGUUCCUCAGAACUUUUGUAUUAUGUUUAUCAGACAUUGCAAGAUCUUGAUGACGCUCUCUUGCCAUAUCGAGAGGCAAUGUCUGAAGACGGUGGAAAAGCUGAACUGACUUCAGAAGCCAAAGACAUCAUUACCAAUCUCAAAAGAGCGUUUGAUGCAAAGAUGUCAGACGAUUUGAAUACUGCCCAUAUACUAACGGGUUAUUACCAAGUUGCAUUGAAAUUCAUCAACGAUUCCAUCGGCAAGCUCGAGAAAAUGCAGGAGAAAGAGAGGAUGUCACUGCUUGUGUCACUAGUUGAGAUUGAGAGAGGAGCCAGGAAAGUUCUCGAAGUGCUUGGUUUGCUCACUACCCUGAGCUAUGCCGAGAUUCUGAAAGAGAUGAAUCAAAAAACACUCACAAGAGCAGGAUUGAGCGAACAAGACCUUUCACAAAUAAUACAAGAAAGGAUAAUGGCGCGGAAGAAGAAAGAGUUUGGGAAAAGUGAUGUGAUUAGAGCACAACUGGCAGCUAAAGGAAUAGCUUUAAUGGAUGUUGUCGGCAAAGAAACUGUGUGGAGGCCAUGCUUACCUUCUCAGGCUACUAAUUGCAGCGACUAAGCAAAAGAACAAUUUUUCAUCUCUCCACAUUCUUCUU
Messenger RNA from Brassica oleracea var. oleracea, 1585 nucleotides. Its product is annotated as cysteine--tRNA ligase 2, cytoplasmic-like. Gene Ontology annotation, cellular component: cytoplasm. Gene Ontology annotation, molecular function: cysteine-tRNA ligase activity; ATP binding. Gene Ontology annotation, biological process: cysteinyl-tRNA aminoacylation. The record is from RefSeq and is a predicted model, not a curated record. Lineage: Eukaryota; Viridiplantae; Streptophyta; Magnoliopsida; Brassicales; Brassicaceae. Bases 1 to 1548 code for a protein of 515 amino acids. The transcript has 7 exons.